AUGAGCCGCAAGCUCGCCCCCGAAGCCAAUCGGAUUCUCUUCGCCAAGAACCUCAACUACAACGUAACAGCAGAACAGCUGUUUGACCUCUUCGGAAAAUUUGGUCCUAUUCGCCAAAUUCGCCAGGGUAUCGCCAACAACUCCAAGGGCACCGCAUUUGUGGUAUACGAGGACGUUCACGACGCCAAACAGGCAUGCGAUAAGCUGAACGGUUUCAAUUUCCAGAACCGUUACUUGGUCGUAUUGUACCACCAACCAGAGAAGAUGCUGCGCACGAAAGAGGACAUCUCGGAGAGGCAAGAUAACCUAGAACGGCUCAAACAGCAACACGGGAUAGAAUGAUGUGACGACUUUCUUCUCAUGAUGCCCUGCUCGCAUUUCGCUGCGCAUGGUGUUGCAACGACUAUACUCGAUUGCGGCUUGGUUGAGGGGUUUCUGGC
This is a messenger RNA of Penicillium nucicola, 440 nucleotides long. RefSeq names its product putative pre-mRNA branch site protein p14. The transcript is spliced from 5 exons. Gene Ontology annotation, molecular function: mRNA binding. Lineage: Eukaryota; Fungi; Ascomycota; Eurotiomycetes; Eurotiales; Aspergillaceae. The record is from RefSeq and is a predicted model, not a curated record. Gene Ontology annotation, cellular component: cytoplasm; nucleus; ribonucleoprotein complex. Bases 1 to 342 code for a protein of 113 amino acids.